Molecule: messenger RNA, 1529 nt
Organism: Vespula pensylvanica (western yellowjacket)
Lineage: Eukaryota; Metazoa; Arthropoda; Insecta; Hymenoptera; Vespidae
Exons: 9
Coding region: 51-1106 (351 amino acids)
Molecular function (GO): protein binding
Source: RefSeq, a predicted model, not a curated record
UUCAACAAAAGUUUAGAUCACUAACUAUUAAUGAAAUUGAUGUGUGUCAAAUGUGCAAUGAUAUAAAAAAUAUAAUCGAGAUGAACAAUAAUGAACCAUCCGGUAAAGCUAGUCUUUAUUUAUCAUCUCAAUUAAUGUACGGUGUUACAAAAAUACUUUUAUGUCAAACUUCUUAUUUAGAAAAAAGUAUUAUUGAACUUGAUAAUAUGUUUGACAAGAUUAUUGAGACUGACAAGAGAGAUGAAGAAAGAAAUAAAAAAUAUACUGAUUCUUUAAAUGUAGCUUCAACAAGUAGUGAACAAUUGCAUGAAGCUUUUAAAUUAUUACCUUAUGAACCUAACAUUGAUACUAAACUUAGAAAUAUGAUGCAUGAUGCUGACUGUUUAGAAUUUGGUGCUUUAACGGAAGAAGAACUUCGCUUUUUUAAUGAACCUGAUGCAGAUUUCUCAGCAGAAAUGUUUGAAAGAAUGCACAUUACAAAUGAUGCAUCUCUGUACAAUGCAAAUACUUUAACAGAUUCAGAAGAAUUUUAUGUACCAUAUGAUAGAGCUGAAAAAGAAAUGAUAAUAUCUCUUGUACGUGAUGAUUUAACCUUGAGAAAUGAGGAACAUCGUACAGCAUUUGCAAAAACAACAUUACCAGAAGUAACUGUGGAAGAACUUAUGCCAGAUGAGAGUACUUAUUUAACACCUCGAAAAAGACAGUCUGCUGAAGUAACACAUACAGAAACACCAACCAAAAGAAGACGUUUAAGGUUCGAAGAUGUAGCAGUUCCAAAUAAGGAUGAAAUCGCAACAAUACCAGAAACCGAAGUAGUUCCUAUUCCUAUUCCUACUGCAGAUUAUUCUAUAGAACCAUUACAGGACUUGGAAUCAAUACAUGAAGAUCCACAAAAAAUAAAAAUAAAAUUAAAAAGAAAAAGAAUAUUAGCUGAUAAAAAUACAAAACUCAGUCAUAAAGUAAUACGAAAGUGGAUCAGUAAUGUCAAUGGUCAUACUGUUGUAAGUUCAUUCAGAUUUUGUACAAGAAUGAAUUUAUAUUAUAUAAAAGAAUUAAGGCAAACAAAAAUCAUGCUUUGUUAUUUUCUAGCCAUUAAAUAUGAAUAAUGUGAAUAUAUCAACAUCAGAAAUUCUUUUUCAAGCAGCACCAGCAAGAUUUGUUUCUAUUCGCAAAAACAAAUGGAACAGUCCCUUAAUUAAACUUUUCAGCAUGCACGUAAAUUUACAUGCAUCUAUGAAAAAGAAGACGCAAAUGGAAUUUCAAUUGCUAGAAAAAUCGACUGAAAUUGUACGUUUGGGAGAAAAAAGUAAUAAGACUGAUGAACUGCUUGCUGAAUUAUCUGUGAUAAAGUCUACCGAUGCAAGUGCAAAGUCUAUAAAAGAAACUAGUGUUCAUAAAACCAUGAGUUCACAUCAGGAAUUAGUAAUCUCAAAUAAUGAACAACAAAUAGAUUUACAAAACAUAGAACAAGGCUUUGGGCUAUUAAAUAUUGCACGAAAUGGAACUGAUCCUGACUUGACAAUCCAUGA